AUGGAAGAUAUCAAAGUUUAUUUAAAUAAAAAUAAUGGCUAAGAUAACGAACCUUCAACUUACUAAAAGUUUAUAAAAAAUUUUAUUUUCGAUAAAUACACUUUCACUAUUCUCGAUCUUUUUUUAGAAACUGAUAAACUUAUUUAAAAUUUAAAGAAGCAAUAUUAAUUUUAAUCACCUUCUGCAGAAAAAACAUAACAAAACUUAAAUAAAAAUAAGCUAAUAGGAUAGUAAAGAGAGUAAAGAGCUGAAAAUUAUUACUAUCAAUUAUUUGUUAAGUGUGUUAAUGAACUUAAAAAUAGUUAGGUAUGUUAGCAAGCACCUCAAAAGUAAGAUUAAACAAAUUAAGUAGUUGAAAAAAUUUUACUCAGAAAUACCAUGCUUUAAAUUGAUCCAGAAGAGCUUCUAAAACUCUUUCUAAAUGAUAAUAAUGUGUAAUAAUUGAUUAGAAAACAUAUAUUUAGCAGGUAAUCGCAGCUACAUUAGAUUUCAAAUAAUAGUAGCAUUCUAAAUUAAACAUACAAUUCAAAUAGUAAUAACCUUUUCCUAAACAUUAACUCACCAAACAAUACCAUAAAUAAUAAAAAUAAUCUUCAAUAUAAUAUCAAUAAUAUACAAAGUAUGGAUGAUUUUUAAUAGCCCUAGACUACUAAUGCUAAUUCUAGUCGUUACAAGCACUAAAGUCGGAGAUAAAACAUAGACUACUUCUCUACUUAAUAUAGAAGGAUAUCAGCUUUUUCUAAACCAGAGUCACCAGUAGUGUCUAAAGAUAGAUCUUUAGUCGGUUCAGGUGGUUAGCUUCCAAGCCCAAUACAAACUCCAAGUCUUUAAAAUAAAGUUAGGGUUUCAUCUGAGUUAGGAAAUAGGGAAUAUUAAUAACAAUAAACUUUUAGGACUAGUAUAAAAUCAAAAACAAAGACUCCUCAGCAUUUGUAAAAUAACUUGAGCAUUAAUACUUAAGACGAAAGUUUUGACGUUAAUUAAAAUGGUUAACUAUCUAACCAUAUGACAUAUAAUUAAGGUCUUAACAGCUCAAGGCAGUAAUAAUAAAGCUCAUCUAAUUAGUAAUCUAUAAGGGAAAUAGAAAUAAUAAAUAACUAUUUAAGUUCUUUAAAUCCAAGAUGGAAACAUAAUCCAACAAGUAACGAGAAACUUAAAUCAUAAACAUAGCAAACUAGAUUUUUCUAAACACAAAACCAAAGAUUUUCUCCAACAAAACAAAUGAAUUUCAAUAAUUUUUGA
Molecule: messenger RNA, 1242 nt
Organism: Tetrahymena thermophila SB210
Lineage: Eukaryota; Ciliophora; Oligohymenophorea; Hymenostomatida; Tetrahymenidae
Exons: 1
Source: RefSeq, a predicted model, not a curated record